ACACCAAUCACGAACAACCGUUCAUGAAUCGCUCGUUGCAGUAUUGAAUCAUCCAACUGUUCUUUUGGCGCGCGAGUUUGUUUAAACUCGUUCAACACUGUUAUUAUUGCAAGUGACAUACGAGUAAUUCGUGUAACAAAAAAUGCAAGCGCAUAGUUCUUCCGCCAAUAAUGAUACGAAUGUCGAACCGGCUGAUGAAGAUUCGACGAUCGCGGAAAAGAAAAAACUGCUCCGAGAGAUACAGGAGUUGGAAUGCAUAAUCCAAAAAUGCGAAUGGGAACUGGAGACGUUACGUUUUGCAAAUGUGGAGGAACAUAUAUCCGAAUCGCAAAACUGGGAGACUCCAUCACGUUCCAGAGAGAUACCAAAUGUCGAAGUUGAUCUGCAAAAUGAUCUAUAUAAUUUUGCCGGUCUUCGUUGCGUCAAAUUUCGGAGGGAUGAGAUCAUAUUCAACUUUACAUCGACGAGCGAGCGACAGAAGAAAGACAUUUACGCGAUACAGAUUUUCAUUAAGGAUAGAAAAGGCCACCUGGGAAAAUGGAUAUUGCCAAUGUCGAUUGAUGUGAAUGACAUGCUGACCAAAAUACCUAUCGACAAAUUGGAAAAUUUAAGUCCUUUUCUAAAGAGCUGUAAACACGAUAUCGACUGUUACAUCAUUCGGCAAGAACAGUUCCUGUCAUUAAAAAAACAUAUUUCGCGUAUGAAGCAUUGUGCUCUACAGUCUAAUAUGGGAUAUACGCAUAUCAUUUUAGAAUUGUAUGGUGUACAUGACAUAGAAAAUGAUAGAUAUAUGAACUUAAUAAUAUACUUACUGUAUCAUUCGAAUAAAGCAAGACCAUAUAAAAUUAACAUUGACACAAUGGAAAAAAACAAACUAAGCGAUGAUGUAAGACAACGAUUGAAAAUAUGCUUGAAUGAGUUCAAGAAAACAGAUUUACAAACAGCAUUUGACAAGAUUUUAACAGAAGAUUCUGGAUUUACAUGGAUGCAGAUGAACGACUGUGACAGUCCAUUAGAAUUGAAUGAUACUAGCAGUUGUGAAAGCCUUUUAGUAGAAUUGCAAUUGGUUCGAAAAAAAUUACUGAGAAAGAGCAAGAGAAGACGUGAGCUGCAGAAGAAGUGGAAUGAAAAGAAAAGACAAAAGAAAAAUUCAAAAUAUAUUGAAUCUUCAGAAAGUAAUGAGGAAGAUAAUCGGACACACACUAAAAGUCCACGGCAAAUUUCGAUAAGAAAAAAUGAAACAGAGAUAGUCCCAUCUACCUCAAAACAGCAAGAGAAAGUUUAUAGAAAUCUUUCAGAAGAAACACCAUUGCAUAAAUCUAAAAAAAAAUUCAAACAGACAAAAUUGAAUUUUAAAAUCAACCAGAUUACAAAUUCUGCCAAUUCUAUGAACGAAAAUUCUUUGUUUGUAUCAAAACUGCACAAUGAACCUGAUAAAAAGAAACCGAGGAUGAUUCCGCUAGGCACUAGUACUCCAUUAUAUCAUAAUGCCAGGAAAAGUAGAAAAAUAUCCUCAUCGUAUAAUGCAGACGAUAACGUGAAUAUCACAGAUAUUGAAGUACCGAAACAAACUGCAGAUAAUUUAAAUGACUAUGAUAGUCAUCUAACAAAUAAGAAGAUUGUAAAAAGAAAGAUGCCAAAAUUAUCACAAGGUACUAAUAAACCGAUUAGAUCAUUGUCACGUUUACCAACUGUGAAGACAAAUCGACGCCAUACAAGUAUGAAAAAUAAAAAUAUGAGAAAAUAAAUGUAGAAUUUUGCAUAAGAGGUCCCAAAGCAUAUAUCUUGUGGUAACAAAUAUAUAUAUUUUCUGUG
Messenger RNA from Formica exsecta, 1815 nucleotides. RefSeq lists its product as uncharacterized. The record is from RefSeq and is a predicted model, not a curated record. Lineage: Eukaryota; Metazoa; Arthropoda; Insecta; Hymenoptera; Formicidae. Bases 143 to 1747 code for a protein of 534 amino acids. The transcript is spliced from 4 exons.